This is a messenger RNA of Mucor mucedo, 447 nucleotides long. RefSeq lists its product as uncharacterized. The transcript has 2 exons. The record is from RefSeq and is a predicted model, not a curated record. NCBI's taxonomy places the organism in Eukaryota, Fungi, Mucoromycota, Mucoromycetes, Mucorales, Mucoraceae. The coding region runs from base 24 to 287 and encodes 87 amino acids.
AUUUUAUCUAAAGCUUCUCAAAAAUGGUCAAUGCUUUCCUCAAGUUAUGUCUUUUCGUGGUUGUUGUCUCCUGUCUUGUUGGACAAUCUUAUGCUGGUCCUUUGGCAUACGGUAUUUGUCAAACAGGAUGUAACGCUUUAGUAGUAACAUGCUACACUGCCGCUGGUGCAGUUUUUGGAACUGUCACUGCGGGAGCUGGUGUUCCUGCCGCUAUCCUCGGUUGUAAUGCUGGUCUCGGUUUGUGCAUGGCUGGCUGUAUCGCUGCUGGAUUUGCUCCAACUCCAUAAGUUUCUUUCGCAUCUAUUUGGUUUUUUUUUUCACAAUUCCUUUUUAUCCAAUAGCGUAUCACAAUUUUGUCUCUGACAACACUUUUUUUUUACCAAUAUAACUAAAAAAACAUUCUACUAAAUAAAAGUCUAUUCAUAAAUAAUGAUAAAUCUGCUAUAA